AUGCGAUCACCAGACGGGGGGAAAAGAGAUGAAAAAACGAUCUUACAGCACAGUGCCCAGCUGUGGAGCAUUCUCCUGGCAAUAGAUAGUUCAUGUGAUAUCAAUUCACUAUUAGACAUGAUGCUGAUCAGAAAUAUUUUUUUGGAAACUUACGUGAAGAAUAAGAAAUACGAGGCAGUGGCAAUUAAGUCAUACUUGAUGAGUCUCCGACAUUUUUAUUCGUUCCUUCUUUCGGAAAAGCCAGAUGGCGUUGAGUUUAAUGUUGAGGAUAUCAACGUAAAAAGAGAAAAAAUCCAUUUCUGGUCAACCACAUACAAGAGAGAUUCAUGUACCCGACGGUGGCAAAAACUCGAAGAGGACACAGAAAACCUAUUGACCUCAGAGAGCAUUCAAAAUUUCGAGAAAAGUGAAGCAGCCCGAGAAGCUAUAAAGAUUAUCGGUCAGUAUUCGUACCCUACGGAAACUGCACCUGUUGUACAAGCGUUGUACAUAUUGGCACGAGAUUUUCUUCUGGUUGAAUUGUUUAUUGAUAAUGCCAACAGACCUGGGAUCCUUUCAUUCAUGACCACAGACAAAUUUCACAAUAUGGGGGAAGAAGAUGGGACAUACGUUAUAGCCGUAAAGAAACACAAGACUGCGCAUGUCCACAGGCCAGCCUACAUUGUGCUAAGCAAAAAAUUGAAAGCGUGGAUGCAUGUUUUCGUUGAGGUGAUGCGACCUGCGGUUACCGACUCAGAUACCAGUACCAGCUCUGUAUUUUUGACAUGGAAUUCAAGAAGCAUGACGUCCGGGCAGGUCAAUAAAGCAGUUCAAUCUGUCUUUAAAAAAGCAGGAGUCGAUAUCAAAGUAACUUCAACGUUGUUCCGCAAAGCUGCAGUCACAAAGAUGCACGAAAGCAAUCCUGAGCUAAGUGAAAAGCUUGCAGGACUUAUGUCGCAUAACGAAUCUACGGCUAAAAAAUAUUACCUUUUAUGGGAGAAAACGAAAGCAUCAAUUGAAGCUUCAGCCAAACUUGGGAAGUUGAUGCGGAAUCAAGAAAACAGCGCUGAUGAAAGUGAGGCUGACGUUUCGGAGGAUUUCAACAAGUCUGAAACUAAAAGGAGGACUCCUUGGAAAGAUGACGAAAUUCAAAUUGUGAAUGAAACCUUCAAAGAAGAAUUAAAGCUUAAAACAAUUACAAUGGGUAUCGUUCGUGACAAAGUUGAAAACAGCGAACAGCUUGAUGGAAUGUCACCAAGACGAGUAUAUGAUCGACUUAAGAGAGAGUUAAAUAAAAAACAAUUAAAUGCCAAUGAAGAGGUGAUACAUGUACUACCAACAGCGUGUGAAAGUUUGAAUGACCGCCUCGAAAGAAUGGCAUCCAAUUCCCAUGGUCAAACAUCUUACAGUGCCAAGGACGAGCAAUCUUCUCCGAGUGUCAUUUCACCAACCGAAUUUGCAAAUACUGAUCUCUUUUCAGAUUCCAAUCUUACCUCUAUGAAAAAGAUUUUUGCGGAUAUGAUCGUUAACAAACCAAUUUCAAAGUCAGAAAUAAAGAAACGCUGCAGUGAAAGCAAAGAAGGUAAACCACUGAUUAGUAAAUUGUCGGUCAGUCAAAUAAUGAAUCGUAUAAAAUACGAAAGAAGAAAGAUACGAAGUGCCAAGUGA
This is a messenger RNA of Paramuricea clavata, 1647 nucleotides long. The record is from the annotation of a GenBank genome assembly. NCBI's taxonomy places the organism in Eukaryota, Metazoa, Cnidaria, Anthozoa, Malacalcyonacea, Plexauridae.